Molecule: messenger RNA, 1765 nt
Organism: Limulus polyphemus (Atlantic horseshoe crab)
Lineage: Eukaryota; Metazoa; Arthropoda; Merostomata; Xiphosura; Limulidae
Gene: Arv1
Product: protein ARV1-like
Exons: 7
Coding region: 760-1506 (248 amino acids)
Biological process (GO): intracellular sterol transport; sphingolipid metabolic process; regulation of plasma membrane sterol distribution
Cellular component (GO): cortical endoplasmic reticulum; Golgi apparatus
Source: RefSeq, a predicted model, not a curated record
AUGACUCUCGCUAUUUACGUUUAAUAGUAAUAUGGCCGCUCAUUUAUAUCGUAGGUUUUUAAGAUUAUGUGAAAUUUGGGGAUUGGAUUCCACUAAAAAAGGUAGAGAUUUAGGACAACACAUAAGAGAAAGAGUAACGCAGACAUUCGUACACGGAGAGGUAACAAAAGUGAAUAAUUUGGAAGAGUGUGUAGAGUUUCAUGAAAGUUUGCUUCGGUUAGCCAAUAACUAUUAUGGGAAACACUAUCAGCGGCACGACAUAUCGUCUGCUUCUGGUUUGACCGCUGAGGAGUGUCGAAUGAUCGUAUCUACGGACUCAAUGAAACAACUUGCUCAUAUAGAGGAGGCUGGAAUGAUAGACAGAUUUAAAACAUAUUUUUCAAGUCCAGUUACUGAGCAAAAAUAAUUAUUAGGCAAAGUUCAGUGAUUGGAAAUUACUUUCUUUAUUAUAUAUAAAAAUUAUAGGAUUUUGUUUGUAUCAUGUAUGCUAAUAGUAACACUAACAGUAACUUGAUUUUGAGAUUGAAAUAGUAUUGAAAAAUAAGUGUUAAAAGAGUUUAAACGUGAGGCUAUUAAAAGUGUUAGUAAUAAUAGUAUUAGCCCUGAAGCUAUAACUAGAAGAGAUUUUAUAAUCGACUAGUGAGAAAUAAAGCGAAGCCUAGAGCUGAUGGUGUAGACUGCAAUUUGUACUACACGUGAACUAGGCCUACAUCAGUACAACUUACAAGUGAAAUAAAGAAGUUGGUCAAUGUGGAAAAGAUGGAAUUGGAAAAUAGUAAAACUCAGCACAAAAAAUCAGAAAACAUGUAUGUUUGUGUGAACUGUGGAAGAUCAGCUCCUACUCUGUAUAAACACUUCAGUUCUGAUGUGUUAAAGCUCUGUCACUGUAGCUACUGUGGCAAGGUUGUAGAUGAAUACAUUGAAGUUGAAAUUACUGUCAUAUUCAUUGAUGCUCUUUUACAGAAAACAGAAGCAUACCGACACAUUUUGUAUAACACGCAAAUACAGUCAUUAUGGAAGUUGGCUACAAUAUUCCUUCUGUGUGAUGCCUACAGAAUGUGGGUCAUGGAGAAAGAAUCUAAGCCUCAUGUAGGUACAGUUAGAGAAGAGCUUGUAUAUCUGGAGCUGGAGUGGGGAUUCUAUCUCAUGUGUCUUAAAGCUUUAUUAGGAAAUGCUGUUCACUUCUUACUUUUGGCUGUUGUAGGUUAUGUGAUGGACAUCAUUUUUAAUGCUAAAAGAGAAAGUUUUCCAUGGAAGAAACUUUUUAUUAGCCUAAUUUUAACAAGCUUUGGAAAAAUCUUCUUUAUACCAUCUAUUUUGUGGAGACAAGGCAGUGAAAUUGGUCAAGUCACUGACAUUUUAAUCACCGUAUUUGUUCUUGUAUCCCACAUUCAAGCUGUAAAAGUGAUUCUUAGCUCUUCCACAUGCUUGUCAACAUUUCAAGUGCUUUUUACAUAUGCUGUACAAACCAGAGUGGAGGUUCUUCUCAACAUGAUGGAAUUCUAGGUUAAAAUGUAGCAUAUUACCAUGAAACAACUUCAAUCUGUAACGUAGAUAUCUAAAAAAAAAAAUUUUAUGAUAUCAAACUUGUACUUACAGUAAUUAUUGCUUGGAAAUGUAACAGUACUAUAAGAUUAACUAGUAAUAUCAUUAAACAUAAUUUUUGAAAAUAGAGAUUGUUUCAGCAUCUUGGAGACAAGUUGUUCCUAGAAACUGUGCUGUUCAAAUAGAAAUAUUAAUUGAAUGUGAAUAAAAAAAUAGUGAA